AUGACUCGCUGCACAGACUGCUUAGUUAUAGGCCAUCGUGGCUUCAAAGCCAGAUAUACCGAGAACACAAUUACUGGCUUUACUAAAUGCUUUGAAACCGGAGCUACAAUGUUUGAAACAGAUACUUGGACCACUAAGGAUGAAGUUUUGGUCAUCUCUCAUGACGUGAAUACAAAGAGAAUAUUCUGCGAUGAAGAUGGAAACGAGGCAGACUACAACAUCUUGGAUUCAUACUAUGACCAGUUGAAGAAUCUCCGUACAAUACAAACAGGCGAGCGAAUGUUGACAUUUAAGGAUCUUUUGAGGUGGUUCAUUGAGUAUAUUCACAAGUACGGUGAAAACGAUUCCGAGCACAGAAUCAUGCUUGAUAUUAAGAAUGCCAACCCUCCAAAGAUCUUGAAACUUAUUGUCAGAGAUAUGUUAGAAGUGCACGACGACUUAGCAUGGUGGUUUCCCAGAAUUCAAUUUGGUGUUUGGAACUUGCGCUUUGUCAAGUAUCUCAAUCAGGACCCUUACUUCCAGAAACACUUCAGCUUAACGGAACCUCGGAAUGGCUACAGCCAUCCGGACAUACUUCACAUAUCCGCCAGUUGGCAGGAUUCUAUGACCUAUUUGGCUUAUAACGAGUAUAUCCAGAGCUCCAACAAUAAUAGAUUCAAGUUUCUUGUCACUGGAGUGUCCAUGAUUUACAUUGCUACUUGGUCUACCGGAUUCGUGACCAAGUUUAUUCCAGCUGUCAAAGCACAAGACCUCAAAUUGUAUACCUGGACGAUCAAUAACCUUGCUCAAUUAGAAUACUUCUGCCGCUUAUGCCUGAGUGUCCAAAUCAAAGAGUACGGGAUCAUUAGCGAUUGGCCAGACAAGAUGGUCAGUUACCUCGGUGACAUCGAGACGACCACAGAAAAGACGGAGCUUUCGGUUCUUAUUCCAUCCAGUUUCUACGUUCCAUGGAAGUUGAGGCUUGUCAACUACUUGUGUGUUGCUGUUCUCUAUGUAGCUGGAGUGAGGAUCGCGUCAGCACCGCCAAGUCUGUUUGGAACGCCGGUUGAUCCGAACGAAGCGGUCGUUUUUAAGGCUAAAAAGUUCCAGAAAAUAUUUGCAUUUUUACAACACAUGAGAAUUUUUUAG
Molecule: messenger RNA, 1128 nt
Organism: Sungouiella intermedia
Lineage: Eukaryota; Fungi; Ascomycota; Pichiomycetes; Serinales; Metschnikowiaceae
Source: the annotation of a GenBank genome assembly